CAGACGCAGAAGCGGAUUGUGUGGAGAGAAAGUCACAGCGAGGAUUGACUUCUCAAGACUGAGCUUGCCUGAGAAAGAAGUUCACAGAAAGAAGAGAUAAAGAGGAGUUCAGAAUGACUCUAUCCCAGGAACUGUUGACAUUCAGAGAUGUGGCCAUAGAAUUUUCUCAGGAGGAGUGGGACUGUCUGGACCCUACUCAGAGGACUUUGUACAGAGAUGUGAUGUUGGAGAACUACAGGAACCUGGUCUCCCUGGGAGUCUCUCCAUCUGAGAUGAAUAUUAUUUGCAUUUUGAAGAAGGAGACAGAGCCCUGGACUGUGGAGAAGACGAUGAAACUAGCAAAUAACUCAGAUGUCUUUUCUCCAUGUGUGAUCACAGAAUUAUCACCAAAAGAGAUCAUUGAUAAAGGAGAAUUAUUCCAGAGAGUGAUUUUGGAAAGAAACGAAAGCCAUGGCAUCAAGGAUUUUCACUUCAGUCAAGUCAGGGGAAAUAUGCAUGAGUUUGAGAGUCAGUGGAGGGACGAUGAAGGAAAUAACAAUGGAGUGACUACAGCCUGUAACGAAAUUUUCUCUGUCAGAGAUCAACAUGUUAAAAGACAUGCAGGAAAUGAGUAUAUGACAUGUUUUAAAAAUACGAUUGAAUUAAGCUUUCAGUCCCAUGUGUAUGAAAUGCAGAAAUUUCACACUGGAGAGAAAAUAUAUGAAUGUCAUCAACUGGAGACAUCUAUCAACAUUGGAUCUGCAGUUCCAUCCCUUCAAAGAAUUCCUCCCAGUUUCCAAAGGAACAUUUCCAAUGAAUGCAGGGAGGUUUUCAUGCAUCCUUCAUGGUUUCUACAACACCAGAAAACCCACAGCAGAGAAAAACCUUACAAAUGUAACGAAUGUGGCAAAACCUUUAACUGGGGCUCUAACCGCAAUAAACAUCAGAGAAUCCAUACUGGGGAGAAACCAUAUAAAUGUAAUAUAUGUGGCAAGGUCUUUACUCAACGUUCAAGCCUUAAAAGUCACCAGAUAAUUCAUAGUAGAGAGAAACCUUACCAAUGUAAUGAAUGUGGUAAGGAAUUUAUCCGAAAAUUAAGUCUAAUUGAACAUCAGCGAACUCACAGUGGAGAGAAACCUUACAAAUGUAAUGAAUGCGGUAAGGCUUUUACCCGAAAAUCAGGUCUUUUGAAACAUAAAAAAAUUCAUACUGGAGAGAAACCUUACAAAUGUAAUGAAUGUGGCAAGAAUUUUAGCAGUCCAUCAGUCCUUUGGAAUCAUAAGAAAAUUCAUACUGGAGAGCAAAAGUACAAAUGCAAUGAAUGUGGAAAAGCCUUUAAGUGGGGCUCAAAUCUAACUAGGCAUCAGAGAAUCCAUACUGUUGGAAAACCAUAUAAAUGUGAUACAUGUGACAAGGCCUUUAGUCAUCCUGCAAGCCUCAUAGCUCAUCAGAGAUGUCAUACUGGAGAAAGACCUUUCAAAUGUAUUGAAUGUGGUAAAGCUUUUACCCAGAAAUCAGGUCUUGUGGAACAUCAGCGAACUCAUAGUAAAGAGAAACCUUACAAAUGUAAUGAAUGUGGUAAGAGUUUUGGCAGUCGAUCAGUCUUUCGGAAACAUAAGAUAAUUCAUACUGGAGAGAGUCCUUAUAAAUGUAUUGAAUGUGGUAAGGCUUUUUCUGAAAGAUUAAGACUUGAGGAACAUCAAAGAAUUCAUAGUGGAGAGAAACCUUACAAGUGUAAUGAAUGCGGUAAGGCUUUUACCCGAAAAUCAGGUCUUUUGGAACACCAACAAGUUCAUGGAGAGAAACCUUACAAAUGUAAAGAAUGUGAUAAGUCUUUUACCCGAAAAUCAGGCCUUUUGGAACAUCAGCGGUUUCAUAAUGGAGAGAAAUUUUAUCAAAGUAGUGAAUAUGGCAGUGCUUUUUACAGUCCAUCAGUCCUUUGGGAUCAUAACAACAUUCAUACUGAAGAGGAAGAUUACAGAUGCAAUGAAUGUGGAAAAUACUUUAAGUGGGGCUCAAAUCUCACUAGGCAUCAGAGAAUUCAUACUGGAGAAAAACGAUAUAAAUGUAACAUAUGUGACAUGGGCUUUAUUCGUCGUGAAGGCCUUACAGCUCAUCAGAGAAUUCAUGCUGGAGAGAAUAAUUACAAAUACACUGAAUGUGGGAAAGCCUUUAACUGGGGUUCAAAACUCACUGAACAUCAGAGAAUUCAUACUGUAGAGAAACCUUAGAAAUGUUGUGAGUGUGAUAAGGCUUUGCCCAAAGAUCAAAUCUUGUGGAGUUUCAGAAAAUUCGUAGUAAUGAGAAACCUUUCCAAUCUAAUAAGUAGCAUGACAAGCCUUUACGUGGGGGUCAAUCCUCAUUAAACAUUACAUUAUAUACUAGAAUGCAGUGUAUAUGGCAAGGUCACUAUGCCAAAUUAACAAUUUACAAAUCAUCUGAGACUUCAUAAUGGUUAAACCUUGCAGAUGUAAAUAAUUUGGUAAAACGGUUAAUUCUCACAAUGGACCAGACGUCAGAAUUCAUACUACGGAGAACUGUCUAGUCCGUAAUAAUCAACAUGAGAUGUUACAUUCGACAAUGUAAUUAAAUGUUACAAUUUGAUAAAUCUCAUGAGAUUAUGUGUGUCAAGGAGGAAGGACGUGGAAAGAUCCAUUUCUUUCAUUAAUAAACUUCUAGUUGAGAUUUUUUGAAAUUGCUACAUUACAAUUUGUUAUUUUCUACUUGAAGUUUGAAAUCUGUUGCUGUAAGAAUAACUCCAAAUAAAAGAACCAGCACAAAGCCAAUUCCUACAGGCCAAGUGCAGAUA
Messenger RNA from Trichechus manatus latirostris (Florida manatee), 2788 nucleotides. Its product is annotated as zinc finger protein 160-like. Bases 114 to 2210 code for a protein of 698 amino acids. Gene Ontology annotation, molecular function: DNA-binding transcription repressor activity, RNA polymerase II-specific; chromatin insulator sequence binding. The record is from RefSeq and is a predicted model, not a curated record. Gene Ontology annotation, biological process: negative regulation of transcription by RNA polymerase II. NCBI's taxonomy places the organism in Eukaryota, Metazoa, Chordata, Mammalia, Sirenia, Trichechidae. Gene Ontology annotation, cellular component: chromosome. The transcript has 5 exons.